Messenger RNA from Daldinia caldariorum, 2745 nucleotides. RefSeq lists its product as uncharacterized. Bases 155 to 2650 code for a protein of 831 amino acids. The transcript has a single exon. The record is from RefSeq and is a predicted model, not a curated record. Lineage: Eukaryota; Fungi; Ascomycota; Sordariomycetes; Xylariales; Hypoxylaceae.
AUCUAAAAGUUGCAUCUUUUCAAAAUUUCGAACUUUAGGUAAUUUUCCACUUGCAGCCAUUCGCUCUUUAUCUUUCAAAUCCCUGCUUCACCCGCUUCCUCUCGUCCUUGAGGCUACACUAAGUCGAACAAGUUGUCGAGCAAUAUGUGAUCGUAUGGCAGUAAUGCGAUUGGUGAGCAUAACCCUUCGAGAUGUGAAGCCAAGGCAUUUUGUCCUCCAUCCUCGAAUUCCAUUAUCGCAUCGACGCCCCCAGUCGCAUAGGAGGGAUAUUCAGUUCUCCACACCCAAACAUGUGAAGAACGCGCGAUAUUACUCCUCCGCGUCGUCAUUCAACGGCUCAGGAAGCCCUUUUGGUGUUCUCCUGUCGGAGCUGCCUGGAGAUGUCCAAGUGACACAGAAAAGGCCUGCUCAGCAACAAAAGCCGGCCUUCUCUCUAAUCCAAGAGGCAAAACUAUUUGGGCAAUGGAGGCCUCUAUUAACAAAUCCUUUCCGUCUCUCGGUUGAGUCCGACUUCUACCGGCGCGGUCCAGCCAAAGAAUGGAGAAGUCAGCUGCUAGUAGACAGGUUCGAAAACCGUAACGAUCUUGCCUUGUGGAGUGCUCUCUUGGACUACCAGAAGAGAGUCAAUGGGGACCUAGGCGUUUGGAAUGUUUGGAAAGGCCUAUGGGGUCGCAAGUCUCUAUUCGAUGUCGAGAGUCCUCUUGCGCCUGCGUUCUGGCAAACGAUGUUGGAAGCUGCAGUGAAGCACGGAGAGAGCAAAUUCCUAUCAAGCGUCUGGAUUUACAGCGAGUGGAUGUAUGAGGUACACGGUGUAAAAUGGCCGCAACUCUACUCGACAAUACUAUCGCACUUCUUGCGCACUCACCAACAUCAACAAGCUCUGAAAUGGCAGCUUCACUUAACCCCGAACUUUUACCCGGGCCCAGACGAGUUUGCUAGCAUGAUCAAGCAGUUCGCAACUGACCAGGAACUGUACCAUACUCUCGAAUCUUUGUACAUUGCGAAUCAUGAUCAUAGGCUGUACGAUAUUCUCGUUCCAUAUUUAUAUAACUUGGGCGCGGCCCGGUUAGCCUGGCAGUGGCGAUGUGUCUGCGUUCAACAUGACGACUUACCUCUCGAACCAGUGCCUGUUCGACCUUUUCUUCGAUUUAUACAGGCAUACUUUCACUGGGUGUCACUCCACCCUCAGGAGUCCGCGGCGAUCGAUAACUUGGUUUACGAGUCGGAGGAAGAUGCAGAAAAAAUUGAAAUGUCUCGGGAAUUCGUAAAUCGGGUGCAGGGCGCGACAUUCGGCAUCGGCGUCAAGAAUUAUAACGACCGACUAGGUGCUAAGUGGCUGGCAAGCUCCUGGGUCAGUUUGGACGCGGCCAUCUCGACCAUCUCAGCUUUAGGCAUCAGUGAGAUUGGUCCGUUAUCCUUGCAAUCGAUCGCGCUUAGAGAAGGGACGUCGAAGCGCUUACUGAAACGCAUGGAAAAACUAAGAGAGCAAGGGAUAUCAGUUGUCGACUCUAACUAUUUGCGAUUGGUUCUCUACCUAGCCAAAGUCAACGACGAUGUGCUUCUUCUUGAUCUUCUGCAUAGCGACCUCCAUCCGGACGUAUUUGAUGACUCUGAAUUACAGUCGCAACUCCUCGUCUCCACUGCCAACUCGGAGGAUUGGAGGACUCAUCGACUUAUGCUAGCAACGCAGCUAGCAGUAAUGGACAAGUCGACUCGCCAAACAGCUAACGCACUAGCUGAAUCGUAUGUUCUACGCAGAGACCGAAUAGGGCUCUCAAGACUCUUAGCCGAUAUGAAGGCCAUGAGAAUUACAGUUGAUUCCAACCUGACAAAUCUCCUUUUUAAGAAUCUUACCAGCGAAGCCAAGUCCACUUUUAUGCCAGAGGAGUCACUCUACUUUUACCUACCUAUCUGCCGGCAGCUUGCAGCUAUGGAAAUUCCAGUCCCGGUUCGCUGUUGGAGGAAGAUACUAUUCGCUCUUACUCGACAAAGCAGGGUAGACGACCUGGAAAAACUCAGCAUUGAAUUGGCUGAUAUGUUUACUUCCUUCCAAUCUUCUCGUCCGGGUUUCGUUCCUGUCCACCCGGAGGACAUACCGGAACCCAUAACAAAGCCAUUAUCCGGUGUGGAAAACCUCCUGGGUAUAUAUAUUCCUUUGGAUUUACCAAUUUCAAGACCCAAGCACCCGCUACGCCAGAUAUUUGAUAGUAAGUUGAUAGGCACUAUCGUACGCUAUUCCUUUCUCCAGCCCCAAACGUAUUCUUGGGCAAUAACGCCCGGACGAAGUCAUCGUCAACGGUUUAUGAAUAUCGGUGCCGCCCGGUGCGUCAGACUGUUACGCACUCUUCGCGACCGGGGCGUUCUUGUUGAUAAGCCACACUUGGCUUCUUUGAUUAAGGUACGUCUAACCGCAUUCUAUGGGCCUGGUUAUCCCACAAGGAGAACAUGGCAGUUGGCGAGAGCAAACAACAGUUUGACCUUGAAGGAAAUGAAGUCUUCUCUGGAUGAGGCUUGGGGAGAAGAACUACUUCCACCGCUAGAGGCGCUCAAAGAAGAGAUCGAGGCCCGCGGUCACGAGAUCAUGAUAAAAGAUCAAGAAUAUCUACUGAGCAAGGGAAGGACAAUGCCUCAACUCCGUAUCAUGCUGUGAUAUAGACAUAGAUUUGACGCCUGUAUGUAUGUACAUAUAUAAUAUAGAAUCAAGAUACCCACGGAUUUAUACGCAGCACAGGUACAAGGGUAUAC